Molecule: messenger RNA, 3265 nt
Organism: Penaeus monodon (black tiger shrimp)
Lineage: Eukaryota; Metazoa; Arthropoda; Malacostraca; Decapoda; Penaeidae
Gene: lost
Product: methenyltetrahydrofolate synthase domain-containing protein-like
Cellular component (GO): cytoplasm
Molecular function (GO): nucleic acid binding
Source: RefSeq, a predicted model, not a curated record
UAAUGUAAAUAUGUAUAGUUGUGUAAAUACUAAGUAUUAGCUUGAAUUAGCCCAGUGCAUGGAGGAAACUACAAAUACUUUUAAACUGUGUGAAAAUGUGAUCUGCCAAUUAUAUAAGAACUGAACGUUGAAGUUGUUCCCAGAGGUUUCAGUCAUGUUUGUUUCCAAGACUGGCAUCAAGGUGGAUGACAUACCCAUCUUGACAAAGCAUGAUAUAAGAAGCAAAGUUUGGGGAUAUAUUGAAGAACAUGACUUGGCCAAUUUCCCUCGUCCAGUUGACCACCGUAUCCCCAAUUUCAAGGGUGCAGGUGAGGCAGGGCAGCGUGUUCGUGACCUGCAGUGCUUCACGGCCGCUAAGACAGUCAAAGUCAAUCCAGACAAGCCUCAGGAAGAAGUGAGGUUUUUUGUCAUAGAGGCAGGUAAAACACUGCUGAUGCCCACACCACGCCUCCGCAGUGGACUUUUUAACCGCAUUGAUGGCAAUCCAUCAGAAAGCAAGGAGACCUUAAGAACCAUGGCAAGCACAGAGGGAAUGAAGAAGUACUCAAAACCUGUGGAUCUUGAGGCAAACAUUAAGGUUGAUCUCAUUGUAAUUGGCUCUGUGGCAGUGUCCCGCACAGGUCGAAGAAUUGGUAAAGGUGAAGGAUUUGCUGACCUUGAAUAUGGCAUGAUGAAAGCCAUGAAGGCAGUUGAUGACAACACUCUUGUUGUCACCACAGUGCAUGACUGUCAGCUGUUUGAUACCCUGCCCGACCGGCUCUUCGGCCCACAUGAUGUGCCAGUGGACUUCAUUGUAACCCCAACAGAAGUGUUCGAGGUUUCACAUCGUUUGCCUAAGCCAGAGGGAAUAUACUGGCACCUUUUGUCUCCAGAGAAGUUAAAACAGGUUCCAAUCUUGAAAACACUUCGAGAGAAGGAGCGAGAAGCUGGAAAAGAUGUGACUCUCGCAGAACUAACUGAGGAACAAAAGGCAGCCAAUAGUCGUGGGCGUGGUGGGGGCCAAGGAACGACUUUGUCAGAGGGGGAUGACAAUAAAGGCCAGAAGAACAUUCAAGAUGGAUCUGUUACAAUCAAUGUCAGCAAGAAGAACCGAAUAGUGAAGAGAACAGUGGAAGCGACGAAUGAGCAGGACCGCCUUGGUUCAGCUGACCUGGACAAUGAGAACCAGGGGGGAAAGGGUCUCAAGACUAGAAAGCCUCGGAAUCCAUUCACAUAUGCAGUGUUCCUUGGUAAAGUUCCUCCAGCCUGUAGAGUGCGUGAGCUCAAGGAAGCCCUGCAAGGUCGAGAUGUCAGGCCCAUUGACAUCACUUGGCGUGGGAGGAAUGGAUUUGCCUUUCUGCGAUUCACGGGCCCUGUAGAAGAAUGCGAUGACGUCCUCACAAAGCUGGAGGGCCUCACACUACAAGAGCAACCUUUGCUGAUCCAGCGUGCCAAGGAUAAGAUGGUGAUGAAGGACAACGAAAAUACAGGAACGAAGGAAAUCAUUGAGGGGGAAGGCCAGAAUCGUAAACGUCAACAGCCUAAGAAGCCACGUAUUGUGUACACCUAUGGCAUUUUCCUUGGCAAGGUUCCAUCAACAUGCAGAGUGCGUGAGCUCAAGGAUGCUCUCCAGAACCGAAAUGUUCAGCCAAUGGACAUCACAUGGCGAGGCAGAAGUGGAUUUGCCUUCCUACGUUUCACUGGCCCUGUUGAAGAGUGUGAUGACAUUCUCACAAAACUGGAGGGCCUCACCCUCCAGGAGCAGCCUGUUCUGGUGGAGAAGGCAAAAGACAAGGGCGAUGAGCAGCACCUCUCUGAGCCUCAGCAGCAGGAGCUGGAGGAAAAGCAGGAGGUACCAGUUGUAGAGGGGGAGGCUAGGUGAAACCCCAGUGUUUCUUAAAGAAUGGGAUAGGGCAUUAAUGUUCUUAUUUUUUCUCUUGCUAAUUUGUUUUGAAAUAUCCUGUUCUCUGUUGAUUUGGAUUUUUUUCUCUUUCCUAAUUAAUGCUUCUCUACAUCUUGGACUAGAUAGUCUGUUGCAUUUCAUGAAGAAUAAUAUAUGCCAUAGUAUCACAUACUAUAAGGACCAUUAUCAUGGAGUUUUAUGUUUAUUUACUUCUAUGAUGAAUAUCAGCUGGCACGACACCAGUGAGUAAGAAAAAUAUUAAUUAGUCAGCAAGAGUAACAUGUGGUAUGUAGCUCAUCCUUAGUCACUAUAGUCUUAACUAUAAAAAGAAAAUAAAAGUUUUUUAAUUUGUCUUUUUGAUAAAAGUGAUUUCUAUUUAUAGAAAGUAGUACAUAUUUAUGAUUUUGAUUAUUUUUUAGGCUAAUUAUCUAUGCCAAGAAUUAGUUUAGUGAUUUUUGUAAAUCUUCAUAGACAGGUAACUUAUCAGGAAACACUGGCAGUUCAGAGCUUAACAUUUUAGAAAAUUUUGUUGCUUUUCUUCAACAAAAGUUGGAGAUAUAAAGUGUCAUGAAGAAAUUUAUCAUUUUUAUUUUGAUGUUUAUUUUUGUAUGUGAUCACCUGACCAUAUACUCGUACGUUACCUGUCAUUGCUUUAAGGGCAAUGAAAUUAUCCAGAUAAGAGAUGCAGAUUUAUGAUUUUGGAUUGACUAAAAACUUGAUCAGUGUUAGAAAUGAGAAGAUUGCAGUUCAUAUAUUUCACACACAAGAUAUGAAUCAAUUCCUUCAAGGAAUUUGUCAGAACUAGUCACGUUUGUGCAUUUUAUUGUUCAAGGUUGCACCAGUUUCAUGUAUUCGGUGAUUUGAUUGGAAGCACUUAAGAAUAUGUAUGAACAGGGUUUUGAUCUAUUUCAAUGUUGCAUAUGCUCUCUUCUGAAGUUAAAUAGCCAGUAAAUGUGUUUCUUUGCAAGGUCUUUCCAUUAUAUAACUGAUGUCCUUAGUGCAUCCUAACACUUCUAAGGAAUGGUAAAAGAAAGUUAAUUUUUUUAUAGGUUUGAAAGUGACAAACAAUAUGGCUGGAUAAUCAUUGGUCGUGUUAGGUGGUCACACUGUAUCAAGGAUUUUGUUAGCUUAAAUGUAAAAAUUUUUAUAUCAAGCAUUGUUGUUAAUUGAUUAGAGGUGAUACAAUAGAGUGCCUGAGUAAUCUACUCUUGUAACAGUGGUAUGCAAAUACCAUUUUGUCUACAUAUGAUUGUAGCUUUUAUAACAUAAGGAAUUUGGAAUUUCAUUUAUUUUACAUCAACCAAUGUUGUAGGAAAAAUAAAAUUAUUGUAAUACAAUUUUUGUUGAUAAAAGUAGCCUAGCAUCACUUUAAAAGAUGUUACA